AUGGAGCUCCUGGCUGCUGAGACCGUUCCCGAGUCUCAUGAGUUGUGUCCGGGCAUGGGAUCUGGUUCGUUUGUGGCCCCCGCCGCCAGCAGCGAUGGAGAAAGCUGCCAGAUGUCAGAUGUCAGAUGCCAGAUGUCAGCAAGUAACGGCACUGCUUUUGACGCUCUCUCGUCUUCCAACCUCUCUCUCUCUCUCUCUCUCUCUCUCUUUUGCGCUCACUCGUUCGACCAGAUGGCGUGGGUUCAUGAGGGACGAUCCAUCUCGUUUCCGGAUUGCCGGCGUCUCAACCUGCCAGAUGAAUUGCCGGCGACCUCGUCCUCUCAGUCGCUCCUCCUCUUUGAUUUUGAUCGUGAUGGGCACAACGAACUUGCCUUUAUUCACCCCACCGGCCGCCUUUUCAUUUACAAGGACUUUGCCCUGCAAGCCUCCAUCACCCUCGGUCCCAACCUCUGCUGCCUCUGUGCCGGGCCCCUCCUUGCUCCCGAUGACUGGCCCACCAUCGUCAUCUUCAGUGAACAUGGUCAAGUCUACCUCGUGCGCGUCGAGCUCACAGCCGACAGUCCCAGCUCUAUCCAGCUUGUGCUACAAGAGACAAUUCAGCUUCAUGUCAACGUGCGCGUGGCACGCCUCACUCGAGGCAUGACUGCCUCUUUCAUGAGCUUGAUCGUGACUCGCUCCGACCGCGUUCUCGAAAUCUUCUCCAUCUUUCCUGCCCAGGCCGUGGCAUCAUUCGCAGGGCGCACCCUUGCGUUGAUUAUGCAGUACAGUGCGGCUUAUGAUUCCCAGAUUGGCAACAUCACAGCUACCAGCAUUCAUCACGAGAUGGAUAUCCUCGCCUUGAUCAAAGCCAACGGCCAGCUCAUCUCCCUCUCCAAUUCCUACCAGCAAGACGCCGUCUCGGUGUUUCGUUCCGUCCUACAACGCUCGGCCUGUGAUAUUGCUGCCUCUGACGAGGGACAAAGCCCACUCCUCAUCACCACGACGGACGGCAGCUGCGUUGCCUUUGAUCUACAGCAGAUGCGUUGCAUUUGGGAAGUGCAAGUCUACUAUCCCAUCUUCCAGAGCGCUGUUGUCCGUCACCCCGCCUAUCCCCACGCCACCCUUGAGGAAGAUCUGUUCAACCUCACGCUUACGAGUGAGCCAGACGUGGUGACCACCGAAUCGGUCGCAACCUCCAGCCCAGACGACACGGCUUCAACACCCUCCGCUUCCUCCACCCCCACCACCACAUCCAAUGCCGCUCUCAUGACCAGCCCGCCCGAAUGGCUCAUGAUCGCAUGUGCAUGGGACGGUACCACCAUCAUCUUUGAUCGUGAGCAACGUCGCGUCCAGUAUGCGCUCUAUGACGAAGUCUGUGCUUUUACCGCCGGUCGCUACGGCCAGGAUGAUCGCACAUACCUGGUCCAUGCUUGCUUUGCUGAGGGGAUCAAGCUGACCGACAUCUCCAACAUCCCUCCCCUCAACAUCACGACCUGGCGCGAAUGCAUGGACGACGCGACGCCCGAGUCCCUCUCCGAGCUGCCCACCACAGCCUUUGAAGCUUUUCGCCGCCUUUACACGUAA
Molecule: messenger RNA, 1563 nt
Organism: Monosiga brevicollis MX1
Lineage: Eukaryota; Choanoflagellata; Craspedida; Salpingoecidae
Exons: 9
Coding region: 1-1563 (520 amino acids)
Biological process (GO): regulation of TOR signaling
Cellular component (GO): KICSTOR complex
Source: RefSeq, a predicted model, not a curated record